AUGUCGAAGAUCUCUGGAUACAAAUAUUAUCACACCCUCGCACGCUUAUCCGAUAAUACUGGUGUGCAGCUAGUUCCGGAUCUUUACCAAGUCUUUCUCCGAGUAGUCUGGAACCAAGGUCAGCAACUGCGUCGUACACUGCCUAGCAUGUCCCAGACCUGGAGUAAAUAUGGCUCCCAACCGCCCGAGUCGAGAUUUAGUAAAUGGCUUGAUCGAUUGUUCGUCAUGGUGGAUGCCAAUUUCCGCCUCAAAAGGUUCAACGUUUCGAGCGAAUGGCAUGACCCUCAGCUGAACAAGGGGUUUUUGUAUUUCAUUGAUGACCAGAUAGUCGAUGCGCAUAUUGCAACGUUUGGAGACAAGAUACCAGAGGAAACUAAUACGUGUAACGAUCAUGAUGCUAUCAAGAUGGCUACCAUGCGGGGAGGCAAAGGGAUGGCUGUGACUGGAGUGGGUGCAGUCGUGCACAUGGACCUACCCACGCUUCUUACAUUGAAAAGCAAUGCUCCUGAGGAGAUCGUCAUCUCCUACAAUAUUGGCUGUCAAUGGGGAAAAAAUCUUUGGAAACGCAUCGGCAUUUACGGUCCGGACCUAACACCGCCUCAGAGACUGGAGUCUGUCAUUAUACUGGUGCCGAAGUUUCACCUCCCGGCACACAUCGUUGCAUGUCAAGAAGAGUUCUCCUUUGCUUUUGAGGUUGAGGUCGGGGAGACUGACGGCGAAGCCCCAGAAUGUACCUGGGCGAUAUCCAACCACAUUGCGAGCAGUACGAAAGAGAUGGGACCUGGAUCGCAUCAGGACACGCUCGAUGAUCAUUGGAGCGAUCACAAUUGGCACAAAAACACGAAUCUAUGUCAGUAUCUCUGGUCUCUUGAUUACAGGGAGAUACUAAUGGCCCCACUAGCGAAGCUACUGCUGCGUAGGAUCAAAGACGCCGUGCCGCAUCGCGAAGAGAAUCGCAUUACAUUUGAGCUACUUUCAGAAACAGUAGUAUCAUCUGGGGAUGAUGGUGAGGCCAGAUUAAAGGAUUGGACCGACAAGGUAGAAGCAUGGGAGAAGCGUCGUGCAAGCGAAGAAAAGAUUCCAAACCCCUAUGUUCCAACGGUCAAACCUUUGACAAUGGCCUCUGUGUGGCUGAGACUAAACAAAGAGGGCCAUGAUGCCGAGUGGGGAGCCUCAUCUGGUAUGCUGAUAUCAGCAAACAAAAUGAUUGCCGAUGGCAUACUGGCUGAGCAGGCUCA
Molecule: messenger RNA, 1238 nt
Organism: Desarmillaria tabescens
Lineage: Eukaryota; Fungi; Basidiomycota; Agaricomycetes; Agaricales; Physalacriaceae
Exons: 6
Source: RefSeq, a predicted model, not a curated record